UCGUAACUCUACGCAGCUGUGACAUCAUUAGUACGUCAGCUACGGGACGGACACGCUGCAAGUAAGCAACAUCGUUGAGGUACGACAUGAGAUAAAGAUGGCUAAAGUCACGACGGACUCCUCUGCGGAUGAUGAGGAUGACAUUUUGGACUCAGAAAUUAUUUGUUUGAUGAGAGUCGGGAGGAAUUCAGACUGGCUUCGCUUGGUAGAAAACACAGAGGUUUCUAUUGGCCGUGGUUUUGACGUGACCUACCAACUCUUGUCUUCAAGUUACCCUUUAAUGAUUUCUAGGCUGCACUGCACAUUUUCUCAAAGAGAGGAUGGACACUGGACAGUGACAGACAAGGAGAGUCUGAAUGGUGUGUGGGUGAAUGGGAUCCGCAUACCCACUCAAGAAGCCCACCUGCUUCAGCUUGGCGAUUCUAUACAUCUUGGCGUUCCUGUCAUGGGGUCCAAAGUAGAGUUUGACUACAUCCUUGUGCAGCGACCCUUCAGAGAAAUUCAGCACCACUUGGCAAACAGACAGAAAGAGCCCGCAAAAGUGGUGAACAUACCUAAGAAAUACAAGAGAAAACUCACUGAAGAAGAAGUGGAGCCAUCAACCUCAAAGGCCAAAUUGUACCGCUGCUCAUAUCCGGACAAGUCGUUGGCACGGCCAUGCCCUCUGCCACAAGGCAGGCGCUACCAGCGCUGCAGUUGCCCUCAGUUGGAGGAGGCCACUCCCAAGCUAUAUGUGGAAGAGGCGGACCGGGACUGCAGUGGCUUAGAUGUCCCCUGCGACCUGGACAACUUGAAGAUGUACAGCCACAACAUUUUGAUGCUCAGGGAGCAGGUGGACAACACGCAGAGGCAGGUCGCCUCGCUGGAAGGUGAACCCCAAUUGGGCGACCCGUUCAGGGAGGAGCAGAUCAACCAGCUACAGUGGCAGCUGAAGACCCUACGAAGCAAGAUGCAGAAAAUGGAGAUGUUUGAGAGGUCCUUCAGUCAAGCUAAGAGGCAACAGGAGAAAACACAGCAGCAGAAGGAGCUGAUGGAAAAACAGUUGGAAGAUGCCUUGCAAGAGCAGAGAAAAGUAAUGGAUGAACUUGCACUUUCUCGGACAAGGUUCGAGGAGAUUCUGUUGGCCAAAAACAAAGAGCUCGAAGUGACUAAGGAGGAAAAGGAAAAGGCGAGGGCCCAGAAGGAGGAAGUUGUCACACAAGUGACAGAGGUUCUGGAAAACGAGCUUCAGUGCAUUAUCUGCUCUGAGCUGUUCAUUGAGGCUGUCAUCCUGAACUGUGGUCAUAGCUUCUGUUGCCAUUGCAUCAAGGAGUGGCGCAAAAAGAAAGAGGAGUGCCCCAUCUGCCGACAGGCCAUCAAGUCCCAGACGCGAUGUCUUGCACUGGACAACUGCAUCGACAGCAUGGUGGAGAACCUCAGUUUGGAUAUGAAGGCCAGGCGGCAGUCGCUCAUCUCUGAGCGGAAAGGAGAGAUUUCGCCAGCAGCUGGCCCUGAACAUGUGAUUGUGAUACAAGAUGAGGGGAGCAGCAGCAGCAGCGAUAGCACUAGCGAUGGCGGCAGCUCUCACAACUCUAUGGAGACCCACGACAGGACCGAUUGGACCUCCAGUCCUCAUAACAGCACUUCCUCUCAUCAUGUGUUUGAAAUCCAGGAUGAGAGCAGCACCACCAUCAGCAGCAGAAGUAGCAGUUGUGAAAGUGACAGCGAUAGCAGCUCUUCUGAAGAUACUCCAAACAGCUCCCAAUGGGCCUCCAGAUCGCUUCGCAGCGGUUUCCGUUACAUGACACUUUUCCGGAUGCUCUUAUGGCUAAGAGUUGAUGGGCAGUACACACUUUGUCGUUGUACUACACGGGUUUGAGGACCAUCUAUCGUGAUGAGAACAGCGAUUAACAGCCGGUGUCCAUAACAACAGCCUCAGCUCUGUGGACACCUGCAACUGGACUUGUUCGGAUUCCUGUUUCGUAAUAGUUAUUCCUAUUGUUGAUGCAUUUCAUGUUAAGAGCUGUGUUUCUAAAAAAUGUUUUCCAACUAAAUCAAUAAAAA
Molecule: messenger RNA, 2043 nt
Organism: Hippocampus comes (tiger tail seahorse)
Lineage: Eukaryota; Metazoa; Chordata; Actinopteri; Syngnathiformes; Syngnathidae
Gene: rnf8
Product: ring finger protein 8, E3 ubiquitin protein ligase
Exons: 13
Coding region: 98-1858 (586 amino acids)
Biological process (GO): ubiquitin-dependent protein catabolic process; double-strand break repair; protein K48-linked ubiquitination
Cellular component (GO): nucleus; site of double-strand break; ubiquitin ligase complex
Molecular function (GO): histone binding; ubiquitin protein ligase activity
Source: RefSeq, a predicted model, not a curated record